AGUUGGCAGGGAGCUCCUGAUAGGCAGCUGACUGGGGCUGCCAGGCCCAGCCAGAGUAUGGAGUAAACAUCGAAGGCAUUCUUCCUUGACUAAAUAUAACUCAGGAGAUGUGUGCUCAGAGCAGCCGGCUCUCAUCCAUGCAAAAGUUCAUUAGCUUACUUACAUACAACAAAACCUUCAAGGGGCACUGCCCAACUCUUUUGCCCUGAACUUUUGCAAGAAAGCUUGGUUUGGAGAUUUUGGGCUAUAGCAACCAUGCCAGCCCCUCAGCGAAGGAGUAGAGCCAGGGACAAGAAUAAUGUCCUAGCCAGGCCGGAGUUUAUUUCUCUCAACCAGCCAGCAACAUCACCUCCGGAGGCCCGAAACUACAAUAGGAAACAGAGUGGGCAAUAUGGAAACUCCAGCGAAGGUGGCCGAGACAGACGGCAAAGCCAACCGCUACCAGAAGAGGACUGCAUGCAGCUAAAUCCCUCAUUUAAAGGGAUUGCAUGGAAUUCACUCAUGGCUAUUGAUAGAGCUAUGUCCAAAAGGCUUGGAGUCUGUGCCAACAGUACAUCUUCGUGGGCAAGUGCGCGCUCCAUGGUCAAGCUGAUUGGAGUAACGAGCCAUGGUCUUUCUUGGAUAGUUGGCACGCUGGUUUGUCUAUGGAAUAGCAACACACUGGCUGGACAAGAAGUUCUUGUAAAUCUACUUCUAGCUUUGCUGUUGGAUAUCCUGACAGUGGCUGGACUCCAAAAGUUGGUCAAACGUCGUGGCCCCUUUGAUAUGUCUCCAGGUAUCUUGGACUACCUCGUCCUUGACGUCUACUCCUUCCCGGCAAGCCAUGCGAGUAGAGCCACGAUGGUGUGCAAAUUCUUCCUAAAUCACUUGGUCCUUGCUAUUCCUCUACGUAUCCUGUUGGUCCUGUGGGCCUUCUCUGUUGGACUCUCCCGCAUUAUGAUUGGCCGGCACCAUAUCUCUGAUGUCAUGGGAGGAUUUUUGAUUGGCUACAUGCAAUUUAACUUUGUGGAAAUAAUUUGGCUGCCUUCUAAUACGUGUCAGAUGCUUAUCUCUCUCUGGUGAAGAUUCCAUUCUGAAGAUGAAUGAGACUUCUAAUGAUACAAGACUAAGAGGAGAAAAGUAAUUCCCUCAAAAAAUGGACUUCAAUGCAUAUUUCCUUGUUCUAUGGUCAGUGUAAUUAAAAAAUGGUUUUACGUAAUGUCCUGUCUUAGAAACUAUUAAAAAUAAUGUUACUCCGUAAA
Molecule: messenger RNA, 1241 nt
Organism: Rana temporaria (common frog)
Lineage: Eukaryota; Metazoa; Chordata; Amphibia; Anura; Ranidae
Gene: PLPP7
Product: phospholipid phosphatase 7 (inactive)
Exons: 2
Coding region: 256-1062 (268 amino acids)
Cellular component (GO): nuclear envelope
Molecular function (GO): sphingosine-1-phosphate phosphatase activity
Source: RefSeq, a predicted model, not a curated record